Messenger RNA from Wyeomyia smithii (pitcher-plant mosquito), 968 nucleotides. RefSeq lists its product as uncharacterized. Gene Ontology annotation, cellular component: ESCRT I complex. Gene Ontology annotation, biological process: ubiquitin-dependent protein catabolic process via the multivesicular body sorting pathway; protein targeting to membrane; protein targeting to vacuole. Bases 132 to 800 code for a protein of 222 amino acids. The record is from RefSeq and is a predicted model, not a curated record. NCBI's taxonomy places the organism in Eukaryota, Metazoa, Arthropoda, Insecta, Diptera, Culicidae. The transcript is spliced from 3 exons.
AGAUUGACACUUGACAGUAAAGUUAAAAACACAAAGUUGCUAAUCUACGUUACUAGAAUUGUUAAAUUGUGUACUUUUCUAAUCUAUACUGUUAAAAAGAUUACUGUUAAGUUGACAAAUUAAAUAUAUCAAUGUAUCAGCAGUAUUUAAACCAAGCAGUGCGUACACUGCAUAAUCUUAGCUCUGACGAGCUGAAGGAUCUACUUAACGAUGAUGGAAAAUUAGACGAAAGAGUUAAUCAAGCAGUUGAAACACUCGAAUCUGAAAAAGAAAUUGUUCUUGGCGAAAAUCGUAGCCUAGCUGAAAGCAACCUGAACAAAGAACCAAAAUUAAUUGAGCUCCGCGCACGGGUUAAUGAUCUUUCAGAUCAAGGGCGUGUUCUAGCAGCCUCAGUAAAGGAAAAAUCCGGUGAUUUAAAAGAGAAAUCCAGCAGCAUAAAUCCUGAUACUGUUCUAGCUUUACUGCACGCGGCUGCCGCAGAAAGCGAAGAAGAGUCCGAGAAAAUCGUGAAACAGUUUCUCGACAACGAUAUCACAAUCGACGUGUACUUGGAACAAUUUAUGAGCUCACGUAAAGCGAUGCACAGUCGUAAGCUAAAAGCGGAGAAAAUGACCGAAUUAGUUCGGAAUGGGCUGAAUCAAUCGGCGGCACAUGGUCUGCAUGGAACUCCUACUUUUGGAAUGGGACCUAACCCAACUCGAACGAGUGGAUUUUAUCCACCCACAGCGACCGGGGCAGUGCCAUAUCCGCUGGGUCCGAUUGGAAUGCCCAUGCCGGGUAUGUUUCGUUCGCCGUAUUGAUAGGAAAUUAGAAUGACAUGUUCACUGUUUACAACAAUAAGUCAACAAAACAAUGUUUGCAUCAAUAGUGAUAAGCCUAUUAUAUGUUACAGAUAAAUCUAGAGUAAGCAUCUUUAGUGAUUGAGUUUUUUUAAAGAAGCCAUUUAAAUAAACAAAACUAAAUUUAAU